AAAUGAAUUGAUAAUAAAAUGAGAGAACAAAUAAACUGUUAUUAUAUUUAGUGACAUAAGUAGUGACCACUCAGUGAUUAAUUUGUUUAUAUUUAUCUACCGAUUGACCACUUAUUGACCACUUCAGCACAUUUGGUACAAGUGAUGGAUCCGUCGAUCGACAGCAUUGAUGAAACCAAUCAAGAAGGCGAUGACUUAGUGAUAGCCGAAGCCGUCGAAGUGAUGCUAACUAUGUAUUCGUGUCGCUUCUGCUCCAAGAGGUUCGACACUAUCGACAAAGUGAAGACACACUUCUUAAAGAGACACAGCAAUGCAUUGGACAGAACACCGAAAAAAGAGUCUACCGAUGGACAGAAUAAUGACUCGAACGCUGAACAGAGUGGUGGUGACAAUGACUUGGAGGAAGAGACAGUGGCUGAUGGAGAAACUGGUGGAGAAGCUGGAGAUUUGUCUGAAGUUAAUAACGAAGAAAACAACGAAGAUAAGACAACUCUUGUUUUAAAGCCUCAGAGGACUAGAGUUAGCAAAAGUAAGGUUAAAAUGGUUGAGACGGAGCGCUCUAUUCAAACUCGAACUAAACUUAAGAAAGAUUUACCCUCACAUCUGGAACUUAAAGUGAUUCGACCUAAUAGUGACAACGAAACGGCACCAAAGAGAGGUCGACCCAAAAAGUAUGAAAUGAGACAACCAUUAACUUCUCAGCUUAAAACAGCCACUCGUCGUUAUCCCUGUCCUUUUGAAGGCUGUGAAUAUGUAGCCAAAUAUAGAUCUAAUCUUUGGGAUCACAAGAAAUUGCACACCGGAGAGAAACCAUACAGGUGCAAUUGGCCGUCAUGUGAGAUGCGAUUUCCACAAUCACAACAAUUGAAAUUACAUUUGCGGAGUCAUACCGGAGAAAAACCCUAUGCAUGCAAUUGGCCCGGAUGUGAACAAUCGUUUAGCCAAAAACCAGGCCUUAAAUCACAUAUGCGAACCCAUACGGGAGAGAAGCCAUAUGUGUGCGAUUGGCCGGGUUGUGAGUGGAAGUUUAGACUUAAAGGAGCUCUUACUGACCACAAGAAAGCUGUUCACGAGGGUGUCAAAGCUUUUGUGUGUGAGUGGCCCGGAUGUAACAAAAAGUUUUUACAAUCAUGUCAUUUACGUAAGCAUAUGAUGGCACACGCAGACAUCAAACCAUUUGUUUGUGAUUGGCCUAACUGUACCUAUAAAGCAGUUUCCAUGAGCUAUGUUACCAAUCAUAAAAAGACACACACGGGAGAGAAGAACUUUGAGUGCGGAUACAAUGGAUGUACUAAACGAUUCGUAAAGUCGAGUCAUGUUAAUCGUCACCAACAGAAAUGUCAUCCGGAAAUGUUAAGCCAACCACUCGAUGAAGAAAUAGAAGUCUAUAACAUUGAAAUCUAAUGAUAGCUAUCUUUGGUUUUAAAAAAAGCAUCUCAUUUAUGAUUUAA
Molecule: messenger RNA, 1451 nt
Organism: Oppia nitens
Lineage: Eukaryota; Metazoa; Arthropoda; Arachnida; Sarcoptiformes; Oppiidae
Product: zinc finger protein 501-like
Exons: 9
Coding region: 145-1404 (419 amino acids)
Biological process (GO): regulation of transcription by RNA polymerase II
Cellular component (GO): nucleus
Molecular function (GO): DNA-binding transcription factor activity, RNA polymerase II-specific; RNA polymerase II cis-regulatory region sequence-specific DNA binding
Source: RefSeq, a predicted model, not a curated record